This is a messenger RNA of Liolophura sinensis, 2439 nucleotides long. Its product is annotated as FMRFamide receptor-like. Gene Ontology annotation, cellular component: membrane. NCBI's taxonomy places the organism in Eukaryota, Metazoa, Mollusca, Polyplacophora, Chitonida, Chitonidae. Gene Ontology annotation, molecular function: G protein-coupled receptor activity. Gene Ontology annotation, biological process: G protein-coupled receptor signaling pathway. The record is from RefSeq and is a predicted model, not a curated record. The transcript has 4 exons. The coding region runs from base 319 to 1527 and encodes 402 amino acids.
GAUCAACUGCAGUGACACCAACAACUCGAUUGGUAAUCAAAGACCGAGGCAUGUACGCCAAGCUACACUGGUGAAAGUGUCGAAAUAUUUGAACUCCGAUGGAUUUAUAUUGUUCCUGAUUCUCACUCGGAUUAGAAUACUACCUACAGAAUCCUAACCUAAACAAUAAUGUUUUGAGGCGCAGAUGGGCAUCAGCGCCGCGGGAAAUUUGACCUACUUUUUGAUUCUGAUCACACUGACAGAGCUGGCGAAAUACUAACAACUAAGCAAAUGAAAGACGACUGAGAAAGGGCGAGUUGCGAGACGACACACUGCACCAUGGGUCAGUCUCCGUCAGGGAGACUCGUCUACGGUUAUGAAAACCUCACGGACAUGUGCUUUAACGAUACAGAGGAGCCACCACGCUGCCCGUACCCUCUGUGCGCCGAAGAUAGCAACAAUUACGAUGAGUACAAAGACUUCUACGAAAUGGCUCAGUUCAUCACGGGACUGAUCUUUUACCCGGCCAUCUGCUUCCCGGGUCUUGUGGGGAAUAUCCUUACCAUUGUGGUCCUCAGCCAGAAGGGCAUGAGGACGUCAACCAAUGUGUAUUUGCUCACGCUGGCUGUGUCAGAUGCUUUAAAAAUCAUCAGUGAUAUCCAUUAUAUUCUUGUCUCUAUUCUCUUCAAAGUUGACAUCAAUGCCGGCAAAAAGGUUUACGCUUAUCUCUACCCUUAUCUUCAUUACUUUUUCGGGAGUUCUGUGUGUGUGUCGUCAUGGCUGACGGUGUCCGUGGCCGUAGAGAGAUACAUUAUGGUGUGCCACGCUACACGAGCCAAGACUCUGUGCACGAUAUACAGAGCGCGAGUUGUUAGCGCCUCGGUGUUCGUUCUCAUGAUGCUUCUGACAUUACCCUCUAUCGUUCGAUACGAGACAGUCACUUGUUUUGACCGAGGCUCAAACGACACGACGAUGGAUGUGUUCGUGACAGAGCUUUGGCAGAAUGAGACUUUUGCGCGGAGUAACACCUGGGGACAAACGCUGCUUCGCUCCGUGAUCCCGCUCGUCAUCCUCGUGGUGCUCAAUACUUGUAUUAUCAAUUCCCUGCGGAAGACGCGGGCCAAUCGCAGGAUGGCGCAGAGGAAUCGCAUCACGGUGAUGAUGAUUGCGGUGAUCAUAGUGUUUCUGGUCUGUAUCACACCAGAUGCAAUCAUGUCCACGGUGUUUGGCUACGGCUAUCACGAUUCCAACUACCUUGUAAAAGGCGUCCGCGAGAUCACUGACACAUUGCUUGGAUUAAACGCCGCGCUUAAUUUUGUAAUCUAUUGCUGUUUUAACACUGCGUUCAGACAGAACUUCAUUGCGAUGUGUUGCAAGUCGUGCGGAGCCCCUGGUGAGUAUCGACUGGUGGAUCAAGACCCUCACAGGAAGAAAAGCUCGGCACCUUCCACAAGGACAGUUUCCGACAAGGCCACGAACACCUCCGUGUCCAACGGCCUCAACAAUCACUCGUGGAACAACAAUAAAGUGCAGAGCAGUUCUGUGUAACAAUCGACUGACAAUGCUUCGUACCACCUUCUAAUCUAGACCCGACUUGAACGGAGGCUGAGAGUGACAGCAAACAAGCCUUGUGGUUGUGGCGCAUACUGAGACGCAGCUACACAGUCUGCUUCACUUUCUGAAUGUCACUGGGUUCAAACAUUCCAAAGUAUUACUUGUUCGAGGCCUAACAGCUCCCCGUAGAACACGAAAUAGUUUGUGAGUUUCACACUACGGAGAGGCUAUUUUUUUUAAGGCUUCUGACGUUUCGCUAGCCACUGUGAGGAUUGAAAUCGAUUAGACUGUGCUCACCACAGUUGUGGAUUGCCUUUAAUAGUAAGGAACUACGAUUUGAAGAACUUGCUAAGCGUAGAUGGGUAAUCAUUGUAAAGCAGGGUACCGUUCGUUAAGCACAGUUGUGUACAUAAGUGAUUGGGAUCUUUCUCAGGUUGACGCGAAAGUCACGAGGUUCUUGUAUGCAAUAGAAUUGUUAAUUAUUUGGUCGAUGUAGGUCGCUAACCCGCGGUACAAGCCAGUCUGUAUAAACAAGACAACCGACUAAACACUUCGUGAUGGAUACAGCAUUGUUAUAGGACGUAGAAAAAAAAGCUGUCAAGUGACGGCGAUGGAUACUGUUUUUGUUGCUUUUUAUCAGUUUUUUGUCCCUAUCUGUAAUCAUAAAUGACUACGACAAAACUAUCGUUUGCGAUGGCUCGGGUAUCUUAAAUUCAGUUCGGCUGAAUACAUACCCUGGUCUGUUCAGUCAUUGCCUUUAUUUUGGGACCAGUAUUUCUAAUGUUCUGUAAAUCAUGUUAAUAAGGCUGAUGUUUCUAUGGAAACGCCCUCUAUUUCCUCUCGUGUCGUGUAUACAUGAUGUAUUAUGAAAUAAAGCAUCGAAGCUGUUGCGUUCCACAACGUGUG